UCAUCCUCACCAUCACCAGCAAAAAAAUCCCCAAUUCUACAAAAAAAUCCCCCCAGUUCCUAAAACCCUAGGAAGAAAAAAAUCCCGUCCGAUGGCGCCGAAGGCCGACAAGAAGCCCGCGGAGAAGAAGCCGGCGGCGGAGAAGCCUGACGAGGAGCCGAAGGCGGAGAAGAAGGCGGAGAAGGCCCCCGCGGGGAAGAAGCCCAAGGCCGAGAAGAGGCUGCCGGCGUCGAAGGAAGGGGGAGGGGACAAGAGCGGCAAGGCGAAGAAGAAGAGGAAGGCGAAGAGCGUGGAGACGUACAAGAUCUACAUCUUCAAGGUCCUGAAGCAGGUCCACCCGGACAUCGGGAUCUCGAGCAAGGCGAUGGGGAUCAUGAACUCGUUCAUCAACGACAUCUUCGAGAAGCUGGCCCAGGAGGCCUCCCGCCUGGCCCGCUACAACAAGAAGCCCACCAUCACCUCCCGCGAGAUCCAGACCUCCGUCAGGCUCGUCCUCCCCGGGGAGCUCGCCAAGCACGCCGUCUCCGAGGGCACCAAGGCCGUCACCAAGUUCACCAGCUCCUGAACCGUUGGGCUCUGGAUCGUCGUUUGGAAUUCUUCGGGGGUCUUGGGUUUCUUCGCUUUUUGGUUGCUUGAAUCGUUGUUUUGUUUUUGUCUUGUUUGGAAAUAGUAGGCUUAUUAUUGUGGUGGGUGGGUGGUAGUUUUAUGUAAUAUAAAGUCGGCUUUGAAAUGAAGUAUCUUGAUUAGUAUGAUAUGUCUACUUAUGUUGUC
Molecule: messenger RNA, 771 nt
Organism: Asparagus officinalis (garden asparagus)
Lineage: Eukaryota; Viridiplantae; Streptophyta; Magnoliopsida; Asparagales; Asparagaceae
Product: histone H2B.11-like
Exons: 1
Coding region: 92-565 (157 amino acids)
Biological process (GO): nucleosome assembly
Cellular component (GO): nucleosome
Molecular function (GO): structural constituent of chromatin; protein heterodimerization activity; DNA binding
Source: RefSeq, a predicted model, not a curated record